AUGAAUAAAAUGAAGAGAGAACUCAUAUGUCUAUCUCUGCUUUGUGGCAUAGUCUUCACUUUGUCCAACCAGGAAAGCAAUACCCGAUUCAGAAGAGGAACCAGAUCUUACAGAGUGACCUGCAGAGAUGAAAAAACCCAGAUGAUCUACCUGCAACACGAGUCAUGGCUGCGCCCCAUGCUCAGAGGCAACCGGGUGGAGUACUGUUGGUGUAACAGUGGCAGGUCUCAGUGCCACUCUGUGCCUGUCAAAAGUUGCAGCGAACCAAGGUGCUUCAAUGGGGGGAUAUGUCGGCAAGCUCUGUAUUUCCCAGAUUUUGUCUGCCAGUGCCCUGAAGGAUAUAUGGGGAAACGCUGUGAAAUAGAUGCCAAGGCCAAGUGUUAUGAGGACCAGGGAGUCACCUACAGAGGCACGUGGAGCACAGCAGAAAGCGGGGCAGAGUGCAUCAACUGGAACAGCAGUGCUCUGGCCCUGAAGGCCUACAAUGGGCGGAGGCAGAACGCCCUCAAGCUGGGCCUCGGCAACCACAACUACUGCAGGAACCCAGAUCAAGACUCGAAGCCCUGGUGCUAUAUCUUUAAGGCGGGGAAGUACAGUGCGGAGUUCUGCAGCACACCAGCCUGCCCCAAGGGAAAAACUGGUGAUUGCUACAUUGGAAAAGGGUUAGAUUACCGUGGUACCCACAGUCUCACCACAUCUGGUGCCACCUGCCUCAAGUGGGAUUCUGUCAUCCUGAUGCGCAAGAUUUACACAGUGUGGACUGCCAACGCGCAGGCACUGGGUCUUGGCAAACACAACUACUGCCGGAAUCCAGAUGGGGAUGCCAAGCCCUGGUGUCAUGUGCUGAAGGACCGCCAACUGACAUGGGAAUACUGUGAUGUGCCUCAGUGCUCCACCUGUGGCCUAAGACAGUACAAGCAACCUCAGUUUCGCAUUAAAGGAGGACUCUACACGGACAUCGCCUCUCAUCCCUGGCAGGCCGCCAUCUUUGUCAAGAACAGGAGAUCACCUGGAGAGAGAUUUCUGUGUGGGGGAGUACUCAUCAGUUCUUGCUGGGUGCUGUCUGCUGCCCACUGCUUCCAGGAAAGGUUUCCUUACCAGAACCUUAAAGUGAUCUUGGGCAGAACAUACCGGUUGGUCUCUGGAGAGGAGGAACAGAAAUUUGAAGUAGAAAAAUACAUCGUCCAUAAGAACUUUGAUGAUGACACUUACAACAAUGACAUUGCACUGCUGCAGCUGAAAUCUGAUUCAUCCCAAUGUGCUCAGGAAAGCGAGACUGUGCGCACUGUCUGCCUCCCUGAGGCCGGCCUGCAGCUACCUGAUUGGACCGAAUGUGAGCUGUCUGGGUACGGGAAGCACGAAGAGUCGUCUCUUUUCUAUUCUGAACGCCUGAAGGAGGCUCAUGUCAGACUGUACCCAUCCAGCCACUGCACGUCUCAGCAUUUGUUCAACAAAACUGUCACCGACAAUAUGCUGUGCGCAGGGGACACUCGCAGCGGAGGGAGCCAAGUAAACCUGCAUGAUGCCUGCAAGGGUGACUCAGGAGGCCCUUUGGUGUGUAUGAAGGACAAACGCAUGAUUUUGGUUGGCAUCAUCAGUUGGGGCCUUGGCUGCGGGCGGAAAGACGUUCCAGGUGUAUAUACCAAAGUUACUAAAUACCUAGACUGGAUUCAAGACAAUAUGCAACCAUGA
Molecule: messenger RNA, 1692 nt
Organism: Chrysochloris asiatica (Cape golden mole)
Lineage: Eukaryota; Metazoa; Chordata; Mammalia; Afrosoricida; Chrysochloridae
Gene: PLAT
Product: plasminogen activator, tissue
Exons: 13
Coding region: 1-1692 (563 amino acids)
Biological process (GO): smooth muscle cell migration; plasminogen activation
Cellular component (GO): extracellular region
Molecular function (GO): serine-type endopeptidase activity
Source: RefSeq, a predicted model, not a curated record